Penicillium odoratum is the source of this 1077-nucleotide messenger RNA. RefSeq names its product guanine nucleotide-binding protein subunit alpha. Gene Ontology annotation, cellular component: heterotrimeric G-protein complex. Gene Ontology annotation, molecular function: GTP binding; GTPase activity; G-protein beta/gamma-subunit complex binding. Gene Ontology annotation, biological process: G protein-coupled receptor signaling pathway. The transcript is spliced from 4 exons. NCBI's taxonomy places the organism in Eukaryota, Fungi, Ascomycota, Eurotiomycetes, Eurotiales, Aspergillaceae. The coding region runs from base 1 to 1077 and encodes 358 amino acids. The record is from RefSeq and is a predicted model, not a curated record.
AUGGGCUGUAUCGCAUCGAAGCCCGCUGAAGCGGAUAUGGAUGCUAGUCAGCGCAAUGCCCGUAUUGACCGAGUCAUCAAAAGUGAUAAGAAAACCAUGGAUCGCACUAUUAAGAUCUUGUUACUGGGUGCGGGAGAAUCGGGCAAAUCGACUAUUAUCAAGCAAAUGCGCAUUAUUCACAGUCGAGGCUUUCCCGAAGAGGAACGUCACCAAACACGAGCUGUCAUCUAUUCCAAUGUUGUCAUUGCCUUCAAGGUUUUGCUAGACAUUAUGAAAGCGGAACACAUAAAGUUUGAGCAUAGUGAGACGAAGGCCAUGGGAGCCUUAUUAGACAAGACUGAGCCCGACGUUGGCUCGGAUGAGGCUUUCUCGGACUUGACAAUCCGAGAUGCCAUGAGGGCCAUGUGGCUUGAUGGAGGCGUUCAGAAGGCUGUAGCUCGUGGGCAUGAAUUUGCGCUGCAUGACAACCUCAGCUAUUUCUAUGAAUCUUUGGACCGGAUUUUCACCCCCGGGUGGCUCCCUGAUAACCAGGAUAUGCUACAAGCUCGACUCCGAACAACAGGUAUCACCGAAACCUUAUUCGAGCUUGGCCAGAUGAACUUCCGGAUGAUGGACGUUGGUGGACAACGUUCAGAGCGGAAAAAGUGGAUUCAUUGCUUUGAAGGAGUUCAGUGCUUGUUGUUCAUGGUUGCUUUAUCUGGAUACGACCAAUGUCUGGUUGAAGACCAGAACGCUAAUCAAAUGCACGAGGCUAUGAUGCUGUUCGAAUCCCUCGUCAAUGGCGAGUGGUUUAAGCGCAAGCCCAUUAUCCUCUUCCUUAACAAGAUUGAUCUUUUCAAAGCAAAACUUGCCAUUUCCGCCAUUUCGAAGCACUUUCCGGAUUACACUGGCUCUGAUACAGACUUUGAAGCUGCUGCCCGGUACUUUGCCGACCGAUUCCGCGGUAUCAAUCGAAUUCCAGACCGUGAGAUCUACAUUCACCAGACUAAUGCCACGGACACCACUCUAUUGAAGGCGACCAUGGACUCGGUCCAGGACAUGAUCAUCCAAAAAAAUCUCCAUACCUUAAUACUAUAA